Fusarium fujikuroi IMI 58289 is the source of this 366-nucleotide messenger RNA. RefSeq lists its product as uncharacterized. The transcript is spliced from 2 exons. Lineage: Eukaryota; Fungi; Ascomycota; Sordariomycetes; Hypocreales; Nectriaceae. Bases 1 to 366 code for a protein of 121 amino acids. The record is from RefSeq and is a predicted model, not a curated record.
AUGGAACACAAUGAUUGGCUCAAGCUGUUACAAGACGUAGACUACGACUUCAAUAUCCUGGCCGGCAUUGGUAUCGACGGUUUACAGAGAGACAACGGCAUGGAGACAUCGACAAACCCCGACUCCAACAUCCCAGCCGAGGAGCCUGUCGAAAAUGCACCUGAUCCCGGACCGUCACAGGCGAGGAGCUCGGAGGCCCGAAACACUGGAAAUGAUCAGGGAGUCCGAGAAUGUCGCAGGGGAGGCUGCCAAAGCCCAGCGGUUCCUGGUAUCGUGGAGUGUGAGAAGCACCGGAAAGAGACGAAUGAAUACAGCGCAAGAAAGGUUCGUGUACGAUAUGCGGCGCGACGAACACCCGUGGCGUAA